CUGUGGGGUGGGUUUGCCGCGGUUUGGUCGUCUCUUGGCCUCGCUGUUCCGUCCUGGGCUUUCAGAGCGGCUGGAGGAAGGCGGCCGGCGACUGUAACGGCUCCAAGCAACGAGGCGAUGUCGGCAGCGCUGGUGAGGAAGGGGCUCGAGUUAAUGAGCCAGGAUUUGAGAGGUGCUGCCAGACUUGAUAAAGGGAGGAGCAGGAAGGCUAUUCCCAGGCACACAUCUAGCGCUGACCGUUUGCACCUAGUUAAUACAAACAAGAAGGGAACAAAAAAGCAAUUAAAGAGCCUGCAGGGACAAGGGAAGAACAAGAGCAAAGCGACUGUCAAGGGCAAGGUUGUUAAAUCAGCAUUAGAGGAGUAUUGGAAGAAAAAGGCUGCAGAUCACACAGAGGAAAAUCUCCAGUACAUGCUCGGUGCCAGGUUCCUUACUGAGAGCAAAGUGACUAAAAAGGUCUUGAAUUACAGUCAAGGAAGGAAAGCGAAGGAUCGCCCAGAGGAAAAGGAAGUGAAGAAGGAAGAGAAGAGCAUAUUCACAGAGAGUGACUUUAGAAAGUUUGAGAGAGAGUAUUUUGGGGCACCUUAACCUUGACUUUUGGUGAAAAGAGUGGACAAGCAGGCUUCAGUUGUUGGGGGAGAGAUCAGACCACGACAUCACAAACCUUGUAAGCAACGCCUACCUCAAGUCUUAAUCAUGAAGACUGUCCUGGGGACUGAUCUGAUCCGUGAGUGAGAGCAAGAGAGACCUAACGAGGAGAGAAAAUCCAGUUCAUCCCAAGAUUGAGACCUGCCAGCAUCUGCUAGUCAUUUAUUUAGUUGUUAAAACCUUGCGUUCUCCUUUUCUGUGUUUCACAUCAACAUGCAAACAUUUGUGUUAAGCAAAGAGUAAACCUUGCAUUGUACCAGA
Messenger RNA from Rhincodon typus (whale shark), 909 nucleotides. It is a transcript of the gene rps19bp1, whose product is annotated as ribosomal protein S19 binding protein 1. The record is from RefSeq and is a predicted model, not a curated record. The transcript has 5 exons. Bases 118 to 588 code for a protein of 156 amino acids. Gene Ontology annotation, molecular function: enzyme binding. Lineage: Eukaryota; Metazoa; Chordata; Chondrichthyes; Orectolobiformes; Rhincodontidae. Gene Ontology annotation, cellular component: nucleolus.